AUGAUCCCAUUGUUUGUACCUUGCGUCUUCGGCGAUAAGGUCCACACUGAAGUGAAGCGACUCAGAGAACUUUUAGCUUCAAGACUCUAUGAAAACCAAAUGGAUAAGUCAAGUCGGAGUAUAGCGAGAGCUCUUCUAGCCUUCACGGAGACCCGCGAUUUGUCAUUCUCGCUGCUGCGCAUGUUGAACAUCGAUAUUUCUCUGCCAUUCAAGUUUGUUGGUCUACUCGUUACCUACCUUAUCAUUCUGUUGCAGUUUGAAAAAGUUAUUAAUCCGUAG
Bombyx mandarina (wild silkworm) is the source of this 279-nucleotide messenger RNA. RefSeq lists its product as uncharacterized. Gene Ontology annotation, biological process: sensory perception of taste. The record is from RefSeq and is a predicted model, not a curated record. Lineage: Eukaryota; Metazoa; Arthropoda; Insecta; Lepidoptera; Bombycidae. Gene Ontology annotation, cellular component: membrane.